GCGCCAAGCAACACGCGGCGGAAGUUAGACAAGAAUGCCCCGGAUGAGAAGGUGAAAGGUCGUGUGGCAAGAUGGCUGCCCCCAUAGAUGACAUGUUUUCCUUCUGCGUGGAUCCCGGUAAAGUUGCUGGCGGCGUUGAUGUGAGAUUUAUAGACAACGUCAAGGGGAAAGGUCUGUUUGCCAAGAGAUGCAUCAAGAAGGGAGGGACUAUUUUCAUCGAGCGCCCACUCGUUAGCGCCCAGUUUCUGUGGAAUGCAGUGUAUAAAUAUGAAGCAUGUGAGUACUGUUUGCGAGCCCUGGAGACGGCACAGGACAAUGCAAGAAGGCUCACCAGGAACCCUGCCCUCAGCCUUCCUUACCCUGAACUCUGCAGGGUCCGACCAGAGCUCCACCAAGUCUGCCCUCAGUGUCAGGUGAUGUACUGCAGCGCUGAGUGUCGGCAAGCGGCAGCGGAUCAGUACCAUGGAGCGCUGUGUCUGGGUCCGUCCCAGGAUGAUCCAGACCACCCCAUCAACAAGCUGAAAGACGCAUGGAGGAGCGUUCACUAUCCUCCUGAGACCUCCAGCAUCAUGCUGAUGGCCAGAAUGGUCGCUACUAUCAAACAAGCCAAAGAAAAAGCACACUGGCAGAAGCUGUUCUCUCACUUCUGCAGCCGCACGGCCAACGAGGAGGAGGAGCUGGCCCACAAACUGCUGGGGGAGAAGUUCAGCAAUCAGCUGGUGUUUCUGCAGCGUCUUUUCAAAGAAGCUCUGUUCGACGAUCAUCUCAGUAGGUGGUUUGUUCCUGAGGGUUUCCGCUCACUCUUUGCUCUGAUCGGAACCAACGGGCAAGGCAUUGGAACAAGCUCCCUCAGUCAAUGGGUUCAUGCCUGCGAUGCAGCUGAGCUUCCUGACCAGCAGAGGGCGCAGUUGGACUCCUUUAUCGACCAGCUGUACAAAGACAUUGAGAGAGAAACGGGAGACUUUCUAAACUGUGAAGGCUCAGGUCUCUUUUUACUCCAAAGCUCAUGCAAUCACAGCUGCAUGCCAAACGCCGAGGCUUCUUUCCCGGACAACAACUUCCUGCUUCACCUCAGCGCCCUCAGCGACAUCAAUCCUGGAGAGGAGAUCUGCAUCAGCUAUCUGGACUGCUGCCAGCGGGACAGAAGCCGCCAUAGCAGACACAAAAUUCUGAGGGAAAACUACAUCUUCGUUUGCUCGUGUCUGAAGUGCGUCUCCCAGUCGGACGAGCCGGAUGUGACGUCUGAGGAGGAGGAAGAGGAGGAUGAAGAAGUGGAGGCUGAAGGUGAAACAGAGGGCGAUGAGAUGGAGGAUGAGAUGACUGACGUGUAAUUUAUUUCAAAAAGAACGCACUUUGCCGUCAUCCAUCAUCCGGCAGGACACGGGAUUAAACACGAGCUCCAUCUCACAUAUCCAGACCCUCAACGCCUUUCCCUGACCACUCAAUGUUUAUGGAAUGUGUUUAAACCUGCAGAAUACCAAGAAGAACUGAAAGAACCUCUUUUUUCCCAGUGGGUGCGUGGGUAAACUCCAGGUAUUCCGGCUUCCUCCCACAUUCCGAAAAACAUGAACAAAUCUGAAUUGUCCAUAGGUAUGAAUGUGAGUAUGAAUGAUUGUUUAUCUACCAUCACCUGAGGCGUUCAGGGUGUGCCCAGCCUCUCAGCAGAAAUCAGGUGUAAUAGGCUCCAGCAUACUUCAUGACUGUCGGAAAAAUGGACACUCUAAAGGCAGAACAUUACUACAGUGUUGUGGUGAUUUGGUGUGAAUAAAGUCAUAAAUAAUACGGUUAGAACAGCUCAUUCUUAUAUAUUUUUGAUGACUUUUCUUAGAAAUGUACCAUCAUUUCCUUACUAUACUACUAUAGUAUAGUGUGUAUAUACUGCUAUUUUUUAUUUUAUUUUUAUUUUUUUUUACACGCUUUGAACCCGGUAGCGGGCGGUCGAGUGGUUAGCGCGCAGACCUCACAGCUGGGAGACCAGGGUUCAAUUCCACCCUCGGCCAUCUCUGUGUGGAGUUUGCAUGUUCUCCCCGUGCAUGCGUGGGUUUUCUCCGGGUACUCCGGUUUCCUCACACAUUCCAAAAACAUGCUAGGUUAAUUGGCCACUCCAAAUUGUCCAUAGGUAUGAAUGUGAGUGUGAAUGGUUGUUUGUCUAUAUGUGCCCUGGGAUUGGCUGGCCACCAGUCCAGGGUGUACCCCGCCUCUCGCCCCAAGACAGCUGGGAUAGGCUCCAGCACCCUCAUGACCCUCGUGAGGAUAAGCGGUAGAAAAUGAAUGAAUGAAUGAACCCGGCAGCUUAAUCAAUAGUGCGGCUAAUUUAAGGCUGUAAGAAGUACAGUUUAACAGCACAGAGAUGAGAACUGCAGUUCUUCUAUCUACACUAUAUAAGUACAUAACUACACUCACAUGAUACUAUGAUUUGUAGUGCGAGUAGGGAAGAGGUGGACGAGAUGUUAGAAGAUUGGAGGUUUGCCUGGAAAGGAGAAGAAUAAAGAUUAGCCGUAGCAAGACGGAGUAUAUGUUUGUGAAUGAGAAGGACCCAAGUGGAUGAGUGAGGUUACAAAUGUUACGUUUACCGUUAUUGCAGCUUCUGCGUGGACUGCUUGGACAGCAGCAGCUGUUGAACUGCGGGGGGGCAAAAAAUAAUUAACAUGCACACCUGCUGUGUCUCCUGUGCUGUUAUUUGUUGCACUGUUAAGAAAAAAAAAACCAUCUGGUGCAGGGAACACGAGUGUAGGUAGAAUGACAAGGUUUAUAGUGUACCUUUCUGACAUGACAGCUGCAGCUUAAGUGCAGCCUACAUAUGUUACUUUUUUUCUGUCUGUUCUCAUUAUGACUUCGUGACUUCUCAUAACAUUUACGUCUUAUGUCGUAAAGCAACGUUAAGAUCGUUAUUUUAGUAAUAUUGCGACUCUCAGAAAAUCCAAGUUUAUUUUUGUAAUUCAAUUUUUCAAAUUACAAUCUGAUAAUUGAGUCCAUUCUUGUAAGAUUAUGACUUUGUUUUCCUCACAACAUUAUGAAUUUUCUAAAAUAAGUUUAUUUGUGGCGGCAUGGUGGACUAGUGGUUAGCGCACAGACCUCACAGCUAGGAGACCAGGGUUCAAUUCCACCCUCGGCCAUCUCUGUGUGGAGUUUGCAUGUUCUCCCCGUGCAUGCGUGGGUUUUCUCCGGGUACUCCGGUUUCCUCCCACAUUCCAAAAACAUGCUAGGUUAAUUGGCCACUCCAAAUUGUCCAUAGGUAUGAAUGUGAGUGUGAAUGGUUGUUUGUCUAUAUGUGCCCUGGGAUUGGCUGGCCACCAGUCCAGGGUGUACCCCGCCUCUCGACCGAAGACAGGUGGGAUAGGCUCCAGCACCCCCUUGUGAGGAAAAAGCGGUAGAAAAUGAAUGAAUCAAGUUUAUUUGUUAAAAAUAAUAAAUUCUGUCAGUAUCCUGA
Messenger RNA from Doryrhamphus excisus (bluestripe pipefish), 3430 nucleotides. It is a transcript of the gene smyd5, whose product is annotated as SMYD family member 5. Gene Ontology annotation, biological process: negative regulation of gene expression, epigenetic. NCBI's taxonomy places the organism in Eukaryota, Metazoa, Chordata, Actinopteri, Syngnathiformes, Syngnathidae. Gene Ontology annotation, molecular function: protein binding; histone H4K20 methyltransferase activity. The record is from RefSeq and is a predicted model, not a curated record.